AUACAAUUAUUUAUUUUUUAAAUCACGUGAUAUGUUUUUUAAUAUAGAAAUAAAAUUAUUUAUUUUAAAUGGAGGUCACAUCAUGUGAUGAAUGCACGACGUGCGAUGGCGACGGCUUCCGCCCCAGCAAGUUAAAGGUCUUGCCUUCCUCCGUUCGCACCACCGAGCCCGGGUCGGUCAAGACUGAUGUCGACGACCGGCGACGUCCUCCACCUCCUGGUCUUCCCCUUCCCCGCUCAGGGCCACCUCAUCCCCCUCCUCGACCUCGUCCACCAUCUAUCCCUCCGCCUUCCCGGCCUCUCCUUCACCGUCGUCGUCACCCCCGCCAACCUCCCCCUCCUCGACCACUUCCUCGCCGCUACCCCCUCCGCCUUCCCCCUCGUCCUCCCCUUCUCCUUCUCCACCCUCGCCCCCGGCGUCGAGCACGUCCGCCACCUUUCCCACGGCAACUCCAUCGCCGCCCUCAUCCACGCCCUCUCCUCCCUCGGCCCCGCCGUCGUCUCCUGGGCCCGCUCCCUCACCUGCCCUCCCUUCGCCCUCCUCUCCGACUUCUUCAUAGGCUGGACCCACCACCUCGCCGCCGACCUCGGCAUCCCCCGCGUCGUCUUUUACUCCUCCGGCGCCUUCGGCGUUUCCGUCCUCGACCACGUCUGGCGACAGAUGCCCCCCGCCCCCCCUUCCGGCGCUGCCGCUUCCUCCUCUUCCGUCACCCUCGCCUCUCUCACGUCCGCCCCUUCCUUCCCUUUCUCCCACCUCCCUUCCGUCUACCGCCGCUACAAGGCCGGCGACCCGGACUGGGAGUUCGCCAGGGACUCCUUCCUGGCCAACGCCGCCAGCUGGGGCGCCGUCAUCAACACCUUCGACGCCCUCGAGGGCGACUACCUCGCCCACCUGAGGCGGUCCUACGGCCACGACCGCGUCUGGGCUGUGGGGCCGAUCCGCCCGGCAGGAGCCGUGGGGGGGCGCGGCGGGCGCAGCUCCGUCCCGGCGGAGGAGGUCAUGGCGUGGCUAGACGCGUGCCCGCCGCGGUCGGUGGUGUACAUCUGCUUCGGAAGCCAGUACACACCGACGGAGACCCAGAUCGGCGGGAUCGCGGCGGCGCUGGAGAAGAGCGGGGUCCGCUUCCUGUGGGCGCUCGGCGGGGCUGCGGCGGCGCCGGAGGGGUUCGAGGGGGCGAGAGGGAUGGUGGUGCGGGGAUGGACGCCGCAGGUGGCGAUCCUGGGCCACGCUGCGGUGGCUUCGUUCGUGACUCACUGCGGGUGGAACUCGGUGCUGGAGGGGGUGACGGCGGGGGUGGCGCUGCUGGUCUGGCCGAUGGAGGCGGAGCAGUUCGUGAACGCGAAGCUGCUGGUGGAGGACAUAGGGGUAGCUGUCAGGGUGGGGGAGGGGAGCGGCGCAGAGGGCACGCCAGCCGCUGAGGAGCUGGCGAGGACGCUGGCUGAGUCGGUGGCGGAGGGGGGAGAGUGGCAGGAGGUGAGGGAUCGGGUAGCGGAGCUACGGGGAAGGGCGGUGGCGGCGGUGGCGGAGGGGGGUAGCUCGUACAGAGCUCUGGAGGAGCUGACCAUCCAACUGUCACAGUUGAGUAAAUACACCACGAUUGAGAAGAAUCAACAUCAAUGAGGAGAAGAAUCAAACGUUGACAUUUCAUCUUUCACCUCUAUUCCACCAUAUUUGGUGGCCACAAGAAGCGGCGGAGAUUUACUGUGCACAAUAAUAUCAGGUUCUUCAUCCAUGCCGAUGUCUUCCUUCUUCCCAACGUUGUUAGCAGGACAAGAACGUCACAUGUGAGUUGUCCUCUGCCCUGAACGUAGCAGUAGCUGAAUGGAUGCACAUCACAUCACAUUGGAUGUUCGACGGACUU
Messenger RNA from Musa acuminata subsp. malaccensis (wild Malaysian banana), 1861 nucleotides. Its product is annotated as flavonol 3-O-glucosyltransferase UGT89B1. NCBI's taxonomy places the organism in Eukaryota, Viridiplantae, Streptophyta, Magnoliopsida, Zingiberales, Musaceae. Gene Ontology annotation, molecular function: UDP-glucosyltransferase activity. The record is from RefSeq and is a predicted model, not a curated record.